AUGAUACAACAAACCAAUGUACUAUUCACUGAUCCAUUAUACACCAUCGCUGCGAUACCUGGCAAAUACGCAAAAGUCUAUAAAAAAGAAUAUAACAUAGGAAGUGUCAUAACUACUAUUACAACUACUGAUACUAGUGGUUGUAGUAGUAAUACUAGUAUAUCAACCUCCUCAUUGAAUAAUCAUCGACAAUCAGAUGUCACCUGUUUAUGGUCCAGUUCCAUCGAUAUUCCGCAAAUUCAUCUGAGAUGUUGCCAAAUGAAACCUGUCGAUAACACAGACAAACAGUGCUGGUGGUCACGAUAUAAUCACAUUGCGGAUGAUCCAACAACAAAUAUUCGUUCUGAAGGUACCGGUAUAUUGACUGCUUGGGCGGCAGCUAUUAGACAAGCCAUGAUGCCGAUUACACCACAAACAAGUGCGGUUAGCGUGCAAGAGCAUACCAUUGUGGACAGUGGUCAGCAACAGCAAUCGCAAAAUAUACAACAAUUCAACAAUUCCAUUGAAGAUGAAAUGGGUCAAUUAGAUACACAGUUACAGGGUGAGCAAGAUUUUUCGCAGCGUUAUCAAAUUUUUAUCGAUGAAAUCCUUGGUUCAGGGCAAUUUGGGAUUGUAUAUGGAGGAAUUCAUCGAAAAACAGGCAGACAUGUUGCUGUGAAAUUGAUUAAUAAAAUGAAAUUUCCAAACAACAAAGAAGCAGCUCUUCGAACCGAAGUUGACAUUUUAAGCAAAGUUGAACAUCCGGGUGUGGUGGCAUUCCAGGAAAUGCUGGAAACAGCAGAUCGAAUAUUCGUUGUAAUGGAAAAGCUUAAGGGUGAUAUGCUGGAAAUGAUUUUGUGCAGCGAAAGAGGAAGAUUAUCCGAACGGGUUACACAAUUUCUUGUUUAUCAGAUACUUAUUGCGCUACGUUAUCUUCACAGUUUGAAUAUCGUGCAUUGUGAUCUGAAACCUGAAAAUAUUUUGCUAGUUUCGGAUUCGGAUUUCCCUCAGGUAAAGCUUUGUGACUUCGGUUUUGCCCGGAUUAUUGGUGAACGAGGAUUUAGGCGAUCUGUUGUUGGCACACCUGCUUAUCUUGCCCCAGAAGUGCUAUGUAAUAAAGGCUUUAAUCGGUCGUUGGAUAUGUGGUCUGUUGGUGUCGUCGUAUACGUCAGUUUAUCCGGCACAUUCCCAUUCAAUGAAGACGAGGACAUCAAUGAUCAAAUCCAGGAUGCCGAUUUCAUGUAUCCUGUAAACCCGUGGUGUGAAAUUACAGCUGUGGCAGUUGAUUUCGUCAACAAUUUACUGCAAGUUAAAAUGAGCAAGCGAUUAACGGUGUUGAAAGCAUUAAGUCAUGAAUGGCUGGAAAAUUAUCAGCUUUGGUCAGAUUUGCGAUCUUUGGAAAAAAAAAUUGGCGGACGGUUCCUGACGCACGAAUCAGACGAUGCUCGAUGGAUUAGUUAUGAGAAUAAAUUCGGUUUGAAACCUACUUAUUUGUAG
This is a messenger RNA of Cercopithifilaria johnstoni, 1476 nucleotides long. The record is from the annotation of a GenBank genome assembly. NCBI's taxonomy places the organism in Eukaryota, Metazoa, Nematoda, Chromadorea, Rhabditida, Onchocercidae.